AUGGCUGUGUGUACAGUUUAUCCGCAGGUGAAUCAGGACACCCAAGCCGACAUAAAUCUUCAAUGCACGAAAAACGAUAUGAUGGUGAUCAAAUUCAAUUCUGGAAGGUACAUUAUCGAGCGAAGUAUAUCCGAAUACGAAUGGACUUUCGUGAAUUUGACCAAGGGAAGUUUCGCGAUAAUUACGAAUUUAACAGCGGGUACUAUGUAUCGGUACCGUUUGUAUAACAUGACAGAGAAUGGAAUUUCACGGCCGGAAACGUCGGAUUGGUUCCCAACAUUUGCCGCCGAUUAUAUGCCAUUACCUGUGAAAAAUCUAACGCCGUUAGAAAUAGAAACGGAUACAUUAAACGAGUGCAAACUUAGUGCAGAAAUCGCUUUUGAACCGGCAGAAGAUCGGAGUUGUAUUUACUACGUAUCAGCCACGAUUGGAGGGAACAUAUUUUUUAAUUUUUUUACUAAAGUGGUGAAGGAAUUUCAAUUCAAUGUACAUCAUUUAGAAAUGGGUCAGAAUAUCAACGUAACUAUUUCAUCGGUUAACGUAUACGAUACUGAAGUCAGUGCCAUAAAUUAUAUAGUAUUUGAUACACCUACUUGUCUGGAAUAUUAUGCCGAUUUGACCAUAUGCAGGCCGGACAUGGUAAAAGGAUUGCGAACCGAACAUAUCUAUCGUGACAAGGAUUUAUACGAUCUUGGGAUUUUUUGGGACAAGUCAUCCCCAGAGCCAGAUAAUUAUAUCAUAAUGAUUGAUUUACACGGGGAUGGAGAACAAAUUUACACUCGUAGUGUACCUGGCAAUAAUACCGAGGAUUUUAUUUCAAAAGUGAAAUUAGGACCUCAAUAUAUUAUAAGCAUCGUCGCUGAUUCUUUGGGCGGAAGAAGUAUACCAGAGUCUAUUAAAAAUAUUAUAAGAGAACGCACAAUAACUGCAUAUGAAUAUUUUUACACAGCGAUUAAUUUUAAUCAAAGAGAUUUACCCAUCGAAGUGAGCAAGAAACUUUUAUCUCAAUAUUACGAUCCGGAAAUUAACAACUCUGUUUCAUUGACAUUGACAAACGAUCAAUACGAAUUUCGCCCAAAAUUGUUGGCAAUCAAGAGUGUUCUUGGCAGUGGAGCUUAUGGAAUCGUAAUGCUAGGCUCUUUGCAAGAAAAAUUUGACAAUGUCAUCGAUGUGGCAGUUAAAAUGCUUAAAGACAAUGCAACUACGGAAGAGUUGGAAAAUUUUCGUAAAGAAAUGUUGAUUAUGAAAUUCGUUAAUCAACAUCCAAACAUAGUCUCGUUAAUCGGUUGUUGUCAUUUGUAUGAUAAACCAGUGUUGGUAGUAGAAUAUUGUUGUAAAGGAGACUUACAAACAUACUUAAAGACGAUCUGGCAAAAUAUGGUAAGCGUUGCGUUUAAUCACAAAACUCGUUUGAAGCUUAACGUAAACGAUGCAAAUAGCAUAAAGUAUAUUUCGAAGAAUGCUGGUGGAAAACAUCACAAUUAUGAAAAUAUUCAACAAAUGAUCGAAAAUCAUCUAUACGAUAUCGAACAAGAUAUAUCACAAAGUACGGAAUUUGUGACAGCGAAUGACUUGUUAAAUUUUGCGAGGCAAAUCGCUACAGGAAUGGAAUUUUUAUCAUCGAAUCGAAUAGUGCAUCGUGACUUGGCUGCACGAAAUAUACUAGUGUGCGCAGACAGAAAGGUGAAAAUUUCGGAUUUUGGUCUGAGUCGUGAUGUGUAUCAAGAAAAUUUAUACAAAAAAACAGGAAGCGGUAAAUUACCUUUAAAAUGGAUGGCAAUCGAAGCUAUAACGCAUCAAACGUAUACAACCUAUAGUGACGUAUGGUCCUUUGGAAUUUUAUUAUGGGAAAUUGUAACCAUGGGUGCUAUUCCAUACCCUGGAAUUUCCACUAGUGCAAUCCUGAAGCUUUUAAAAUCUGGUUAUAGAAUGGAACAACCUGUGAGUUGCAGCGUGGAACUAUACAAUAUUAUGUUUUCUUGUUGGAAUGAACGACCUCAGAGUAGACCUGUGUUUACAGAAUUAAAAGAGAGCUUAGACAAAUUACUCUCCUACCAAUCCGACAACAAGUACUUAAAUAUGAACGAGAUGUUAUAUGAAGCGCCAGAACAGUAACAUAUAUCUGAAAAAUAAAAUUUUGAUCUAUUCAUUAAUUAAU
This is a messenger RNA of Eufriesea mexicana, 2158 nucleotides long. RefSeq names its product tyrosine-protein kinase receptor ver-3. The record is from RefSeq and is a predicted model, not a curated record. NCBI's taxonomy places the organism in Eukaryota, Metazoa, Arthropoda, Insecta, Hymenoptera, Apidae. Gene Ontology annotation, cellular component: plasma membrane; signaling receptor complex. Gene Ontology annotation, biological process: protein phosphorylation; multicellular organism development; cell surface receptor protein tyrosine kinase signaling pathway. The transcript is spliced from 16 exons. Bases 1 to 2115 code for a protein of 704 amino acids. Gene Ontology annotation, molecular function: protein binding; transmembrane receptor protein tyrosine kinase activity; ATP binding.